AUGACUGCUGUUUGGAAAGCCGCCGGCCUCACCUACAACCGCUACCUGGCCAUCGCGGCCCGCGCUGCUCGCCGCAGCCUGAAGGAGGACAAGCGAAUCCUUGCCGAGCGACGUGGAGAGACCGACCUGAAGUUUUCCAAGUGGCAGAACGGCAAGGCCGGUGAGCCCCAGAACCUCGAGAAGGCCAACACCGCCGCCAUGGCCGAGAGCGCCUCCUAA
Molecule: messenger RNA, 219 nt
Organism: Clonostachys rhizophaga
Lineage: Eukaryota; Fungi; Ascomycota; Sordariomycetes; Hypocreales; Bionectriaceae
Source: the annotation of a GenBank genome assembly